CUAUAUAUUAAAGCCGGUAGAAAACGGCCCCAGUUAGGCUAUCCACGUCGUUAAGAAUCUGUGCACCGCUCGAUUUCGAAUCAACGUUUCAUGUGUGUUGUUGUAACAGUUGUGGAGCGGGACAGAAAAGGACACGUCGUUCGCCUCUAGAUAAUUCCAGUAGAUACUUCUCCAUCGGCUGCAUCUCACUUUCUUUCUCUCUGCGUUCGCCAUGCUCUCGCUUUCCUUCUCUCUGCUUUGCUUUUGUGUCGUCGAUGUCGAAAACUCCUUCCAGACCAAGCUUCGUCUGCUGUCGGCUUGCACCAGUCCUCACGGCCCACGUCGAGGGAGACGAAGGGAUAGGAGGCGGAGGCGGAGGUUGCAAAAAAUGGCCGGGAGCAUGCAGGCGGUGGACCCAGCGGGCCGGAUAAGCGCGUUGCUCGCAUUGCGCCAGCUCCUCGCCAUGCUCUAGCCGCUGGCCCUGCUCCGCCCUUUCAUUGGCGCGCGUGGCCGGGGCGUCCGAUGUUGCGGCCUCCGUGUUGGGGCUAGCGGGAAAAGGGGAAGGCGGCGGCGUCAGCGGUUCUACGGGUGCCGGCCGUCUCGCCCAUGGUCGCCACACGAAGGAAGAUAGCCACGCGCCGGACGCAGGAGGCCAGGCGGGUGUACGAUCUGAUCCCCAGGCCCCCUACUCCUUUUGCUACGUAGGAUGCAGACCUGGACAUGCCAUGCGCCCAUGCCUUCUUGGUGGUUGGUUUGUUCUUCAGAUGUAGAAAGCUACCCGAAAUCCAUUGAACUUUGGCAGUCUUUUUCAUGGUUUCCUGCUCCUAUUUCUAUGGCGGCCUCGUCUUGUUUGUCAGUCAAGCAACAACCAUGUGGCACAGAUUAAUAAUUCAAUUCAAGGAAAUAUAAGUACUGUUGUAUGCCAUUCUCCAGUCAAUUCUAUAGCACGGAGGGUGCUUGGUUCGUUUAUCCGAAAUUUGUCAGGCUCAGCUCAGGCUCCGCUCGAAGCACUGAUGACCUACAUGAUGAUUGGUGCCACACGCCAUGCCACAACCUUUGUGUCUCCACGGAUUGUUGGAUUGGUCUUGGCCUCUUCAGUAUUCUUGCAGCAUGCAUGUGGGUAGUAUCAUGGAACUGGUAUGUAAUAACCAAAAAGAUGUUAGCAAUUCCUAAACUAUCUAGACACAUUGGUUAUUUUCAUGCUUUUAUGUCUAAUCAAAACUACAACGGUGACCUUUCAUUGGUUCUUAACUAUGUUUACUUGCCCAAAGAAAAACAAAAACUCUUGUGUUGUGUGGUAUUAGCCGGUAGCUUUAGAAAGUCAUUGUGAACUUUCUUCGAAUGUAUCAUUAUUUUAUGGUCAUUAAAACCAAUAUUUUAUUACUUUGGUAAAUGUGUAUAUCCACUUAGUUCUAUAUAUAUAUAUAAUGUUCCUAUGUCUAUAAUAACAAUCUUUUAAAUGUGUAGCCACAAUGGUCAAAAACUCGCACAAGGCGUGAGUAAUCUAUUUACACGUAAAAAAAUUCAAACCAUUAUAGCUUUUUUACUGUAACUACGUCAUUUAUUUAUAUGCCAAAAAAAACUUCAACCCAGGCACACUUCACGUUUCAUUUGGUGUGUGCUUUUGCUGCUUUUUCCUUACACAUAAAAGUGUUCUUCUCUGAUAUCUGUAGUUGUAGAUAGAUUAUUGUUUUAUAACUUUCUGUUAGUUAUUGUUCUAUCACGACCUGUUACCUAUCUAAUGUCCUGCCACAACAUCGCCAUUAAUGUGUUUUUCAGACUUAAGUUAUGAGGUGUUUGUUCUUUUUAUAUGUAAAUCCUAAAAAUUUUGACUCCAAAGUCAUCCAUUACAUUAUUUUACUAAAUCUAUAUCUUUAACUUUUGUGUCACUCUGCAUUUUUUAAGAUUCAAAAAACAUGUUCUGUUUUACAGUUUCAUUUCUUGUUAAUAAUAUGGUAUUGUAUUUCCUUCUAUAGUGCUCAAACGUAAUGAUGUUUAUCCUUCUUUGAUAAAUAUAGACGAUCAUAAGUACCAAUCCAUGAUGCUUUAUCCUUAAACUCCUCCACAAACUCAUCUUUUCUAAUAAAAAGUUGGAAAGGACGAGUUAGAAUUUCAUGUACAGUCCCAGUGCAGCAGUAAAACUCUCCGGAUCGUAAGUAUAGUUUGUAGUAACCUCUACAAUUUCUUUACAUUCGGAUUUUGAUCCAUAACCUUUGUAAUCAAUUUGACUGAAUCAUUUAUCCCUAAGAUCCUAUGAUUAAACAACCUUCAUCGAUUAUAGAAUCCCAAGGAGCAUGCCAAAUUUGUAGGCAAAUUUUAAAUCAACAGUGUUGGCAAGGAAUGAUAAUUUAUAGUUCAUUUGAAAUACUACAUUAAAUCUUAUUAAUUGCGGUUACAACAAACUAAAGCCCUACUCCUAAUCUUUGCAUGUAACAAAAACUACAUGUAUUCUAUGUAAUAUAAGAGCACCCCUACAAUGCGGCUACUUCAAUGAACAAUUUGUAAAUGCAUUUAAAUGUACUCACUCAAAUAGUCUUAUUUUCAAAAUUGAGUUUUCCAUUUUUCAUAGUCCUAUUUGAGUUGUGAUUCCAAAUCUGAUAUAAAUGGUUGUUUAUGUCCCCGUGCAAAGUAACCCAUCUACAAAAAAAGACUGGUGCGUGUUUAUGGAAACAUCAAUACCGAGGAGUUUUCGCAAAAAAACAAGGAGUGUUUCAUGAUGUAAUUAAUUAGAUGAUAAGAAAGAGGUCUUCUCCUUGGUCAUUGUACCAAGGUGAAAUAGAACUAUAAGUGAAUGGAGGGAGUAUGUAACAUUCUGAAUUCACCAUGUAAUAUUUGAACAAAAUAAAAAACAACAGAACCCAAUCAAUUAGUAACUUAGUACUAACAGCUACUUUUUUAUUCUUUGUCAAAUCUAAUUUAUCUCAGCCUCAUAUAUGGAUAGAUCAUAUUAUGGAUCACUAAAUCAAGAAUGGCUGCAUUGUCAUGCCAUAUUCUGGUACGAAGAGAGAGUUCGUAGCAACCAUCAUGUCAGAUCCAUUGUUUAGAACAAAUGUUGCAAAGGUACUAAAGUAUCUUUACCCAUCUAUAAAUCUAGACCGGAAUCACUGGCUACACUUGCAAAAUUUAAUGGUGAUUCUAGAAAAUUUAUUCAAAAUAUAAGACAAUACAAUUGUAUCUUCGCUUUUACCUCAUUGGGAGCACACACUGAUGGUCGAGGUCCUCCAUUGUUUAAGAUUUGUGGCUACCAGUUAUACUCUGUUUUUCCAAUGUAACUACCUUCUUCAUUUAAAAAUUGAUAUGUGACAUCUAUCUAUAAAUGUAUGCUUUGAGCGCAGAACCUAAACUUAUUUUGUCGUGUUGUUUUGAGCAUAAAAAAAUAAUAUAAUUUAUAAAAUUAAAUAGAGCUAACUUAAAUGUGUGACAAAGUGCGCCCAAGGGCGCGCCCCAUCUACUAGUAACUAACUACACAUGUCCAGAGACCAGAGAGAGAGAGAGAUUGAAGACGACGAAAUGUAGGAGAUUAUCAGACGUUCUUGUUUCCGUCUUUUUUGUCUAUAACUAACAACAACGACUAACAUGCAAGCAGAUAUUAGAUACAAGCGUGCAAGCAGAUUUUUUUCCUGUUAGAUCUAAAUCCAAUGGUAGAUAUAAUUAUGGUUUGUUAGGAGUUUUCUUAUGGUGAAAGAGUUUAAGUGUUAAAUAUGACGUCGUUAGAUCUAGAUUUAACAGAGUAAAAUAUCUACUUUCAGGCUUCUACCUAGUGCAUGCUUGUAUAUUAGUCUUCGCCGUAACUAUAUUACAGAGAUAUAGACAUCACAAGGCUGCUGUCGUAGAGAUGGGCCGAAUUUCUCAAUGGGCACACGACGUGUCGCCAUGAGUUUUACACAUGGGCCUAUGACAGUUGGGUUUGUUGUACUGUUGACGUGUGUCCCAAUUCGGGUAAUCUCAAUCAAAACUGCUACAUCUAGCCCAAAUAACCUGCCCACGACCGCUCCACUGCACUCCUCGUCCUCGCCGUCGCCGCCACCGCCACCGCCGAUGACGCGCAUCACCGCGCCGCCGCCACCUUCCUCGCCGCCGGGGUCCCCGCCACCCAUCCGCCACUCCCCAGCGCCGGCAACGCCGCCCUCUCGCCGCCGCGGACGCCACUCGCCGUCCCCGUCUCUCGCGCUCACCCCUUCCUCCGCCUCCACCUCCUCGAGGCCGAAGCCGCGGCCCGCUCCGAAGCGGGCCUACUCUCCGGCGCAGUGGGUGCCUCUGAACUCCCACCCCGUGUUCUCCCGACGCGACGGCGACGGCGGCGGCGGGGACGCCGCGUGGGACGCCGCGGCGUCGCGGCUGUACGCGUGGGACCCUUCAGCGUGCAGCGUCCACCGCAUUGGCGUGCGGACUAGGGACCCGGACGCGGAGAAUGGUGAGGUGGAUGUGACCGUGGAAUCUGCCGUGCCUUCCGAGCUGUUGACGCCAGAGUCCGAUCUUGGUUAUAUGGUCACUCACAUAUCACUUAACACUGAUGGUUCAUCACUGCUGCUUGUUGGAUCACAUAACUUAAAUAUCAUGUAUGUACAUGAGAGGAUAUCUGAAGAUGGGGAUACAAUCAUAUGCAGGACUGCACCGAUUGCUUCUCAGAUCCUACCCAGUGACAGUGAUGGCAUAAAAGUUCUCCAGGCAUCUUGGCAUCCCUUUAGCAAUAACCAUUUUGCAGUUUUGACAUCAGAUGCUGUUUUCAGGUUAUUUGAUCUUUCAUCCGAUUUAGAACAGCCAGAGCAGGGAUUUUAUUUGCAGCCAAUUGUACCUGGGAAAUGUCAAAAUGCUUCAGCGAUUUGUCCAGUGGGUUUCUCUUAUGGGAGCGAUCAUCUAUGGGAUAGAUUUUCGGUUUUCAUCUUAUUCAGUGAUGGUUCAAUUUUUGUCCUCUGCCCAGUUGUUCCAUUUGGAAGUGACUAUAGCAAGAAGCAUAUUCAGGAAAUAUAUGAAGAUGUUAAUGCAUUUGGAUUGAAAUCUUCAAAUCCAAAUGUUGUCACUAAUUCACAUUUGGCCAUAGCUUGGUUGGAGGCAACAUUUCCUGACCUGUUACAUCAAUCAACAGAUACCAGUUUUCUGAUGUCAAAAGCUCAUGCAUAUGCGCCAUUAGAUGAUUCUCUAACAUUACAGGGGCCUCUUUGUACAGUUUGUGAGGAAAGUAAUGAAUCUGAAAGCAAGAGCAGCAGUUGUGAAGGAAAAGCUGUAGGUUUUAUGUACAGUUCUGCUGGCAAAGAUUCAGUUCUUGUGACUGCCUGGGGUAGUGGGCUGCUUCAGGUUGAUGCUCUUGCAGAUGAAAUUCAACCGCGGUGGAACAUUGGGGUUCCUUCGCGUCUUAAUGUCGAUUCACAUGGACAAAUAAAUAAUGUUGCCAUGAUAUGUGACUCCAAUUCGCAAGAUCCAUUGGCGUUGAGAUCGCAUCGACCAUCUAGUACAGGAUCAAACGUGAAGAGCAACAUAGAAGCUGUUUGGAUGGGACACUCUCCUCCUUUGCUAAGGCUCGCAAUUGUGGAUUUGGCAUUACCAAAAACUCCUAAUGAUAACUCUCUGUCAUUGUUUGCUGAUCCCCUUGUUCCAGAGAGAUUUUAUUGUGCGCAUGGUGGGGGGCUUGACAUGGUCACACUGCACUUCCUACCAUUUUCAUACCCUGAAAUGUCUUCGACACCACCCUCUGUGCAUCCUGUCCUCACUACAGGGAACAGCGAAACAAGCUCACCUUUUCUUUCUGGAUUUGUUACCAUAGCUGAUGCAUAUGGUCAUGUACAGUUAGCUGGCAUCACAUGCUUGGGUGAGUGCUUUGUGGUGGAGAUGAAGGGUUGGAAGGAACCGGCACCUCUUCAGCUUGACUUAGAAAGCAAAAUCGUCAAGGAUGUGGAGCCUCCUGCAACUGGAAUGAUCAGCAAAGAACUUAUUGCUGGUCCAGACCCACCCAUACUUCCAUCAUCUUCAAGCCUGAAAUCGUUGACCCCAGACUCUAUUGAAGGAAAAUCUACACUUCACCACUAUAUUAAGGUCUUCCAUGAGUACUAUGUGGAGUACGGACACAAGGUGUUCAUUGAACUCAAGGAGCAUGCGGACUAUUUGAAGACAGAAAUGGAAGAUAAACAGAAACGCUUGGAAGCAGUGAAGAAAUCACUUAUAUCCGUAGAAGCCAAAGAUGGAGACAUCAACAAGAGGAUAGAUCGGGCCUUCAAGGUGUAUGAACUGUUGGAGAAGCGAAUAGAUAGCUUCAAGAUGCUUCCUGCUGCAAACAAGAAACCAUUAACCCAGGCAGAGCAGGAGUUCAAAUCACAGCUUGAUCGGUUCGCAGAUGUGGAGCUGGAUGCUUUGCGUUCCUCCAUUGCCGCCCUGAGUGCUAGGAUGAAACGUUUUGCUCAGCAAUCCACGGGCAGUGCGGCUAGCACAGGAAUGGUGCCAUGGCAGGCACAAAGGGCUGGACGGAGCCAUAUCUCAGAAUCCCAGAUGUCACUUCUGAAAUCUUCGCUUGAGAAGCUCUCCCUCCUCAACGAAGAGAACAGUCUGAAGCUCCGGCUUAUUGAUCAUGAACUCAAGAACCAGGAACGAUAGGUUGGCAGGUCCAUGUGCGACUUAUUGCCAUAUUGGUAUUUUGUUGUUCGGACACUAAGUACAGGAUCCAUAGGAGCCUGUUUGCUGUCACUUUCUGUGGGGGGCUCGCGAACUGCAUUUGCAUGUCAGCGUGUUGUAAGUUGUAACUAGCAAUACAGAACCAAGUGCAAACCGCUACACCUUUUCCUCCUGCAGAUCGGGACCGGUAGGGAAGGUUUAAGGCGUGUUUGGUGUGUGGCGUAUGGCGCCACGCCACGCCUAAGUUGCGGCGGCCGAAUUGGCCGCCACAACUGCGGCACGAAAAGUGCGGCGGAUGGCGGUGGCGUAGGCAAGGUACCAAACACGCCUUUAGUGCUCUGUGUUUUGUACUGCAUGGUCUGAAGCUGCAGAGUGCAGACUACCAUUGGAGGGUAACGAGUAGUCCCAGCAAGUGGUACAGCCAUACAGGCGAGAUGGCAUGUGCCUGGGAAAUGAGAAUAGAGUGAUCGAACCUGCUUCGAAUUAUUUAGGGGACUGACUGCUCUUAUUUCAUUGUUUUGCUUUUUCUUUUGCGUGUACUAGGGUUUAGUGGCCACGCUUUUGUUUAUUUUACCAUCAGGAAUACAUCUUUAAUCAGUUACCCUAUCGUAUCUA
Zea mays is the source of this 7197-nucleotide messenger RNA. RefSeq lists its product as uncharacterized. Gene Ontology annotation, biological process: protein import into nucleus; ribosomal small subunit export from nucleus; mRNA export from nucleus. The transcript is spliced from 11 exons. The coding region runs from base 3832 to 6564 and encodes 910 amino acids. Gene Ontology annotation, cellular component: nuclear pore. The record is from RefSeq and is a predicted model, not a curated record. Lineage: Eukaryota; Viridiplantae; Streptophyta; Magnoliopsida; Poales; Poaceae. Gene Ontology annotation, molecular function: structural constituent of nuclear pore; protein binding.